UCUUGACCUUCUUGUCCACAUCGCCCCAUCGCUCUCCACCAUGUCCGACGAGCUCGAGUUCACGAACCAGAAGGAGGACAAGACCAUCAACAUCGCCCUCGACCCCGAGGCCGAGGCGCGCUUCGAGCGCAUCACCCGCGGUCUCGCCGAGGUCACUUCCGCCGACAUUAUCCGCAAAGUUCUCGCGGAUGGGGAGACACCCAGACUCUACUGGGGCACUGCGCCGACCGGCCGGCCACACAUCGCGUACUGCGUGGCUCUGAUCAAGAUCGCCGACUUUCUCAGCGCAGGCGUCCACGUCAAGGUCCUCCUUGCUGACAUUCACGCCUUCCUCGAUGCCAACAAGUCCACCAUGGAUGUCCUGCAGCACCGCGUCAAGUACUACUCGUACCUGCUGCACGCGGUGCUCACGACGCUCGGUGUUCCGACCGACAAGCUCGAGUUCGUGACCGGCUCGUCGUACCAGCUCAAGCCCGACUACACUUUGGACGUGUACCGCUUCAACUCGAUGACGACGGUCAAGCAGGCCGAGCACGCCGGCGCGGACGUCGUCAAGGCGUCCAGCUCCCCCCUCAUGUGCUCGCUCAUGUACCCCGGCCUGCAGUGCCUCGACGAGCAGUACCUCGACGUGCACAUCCAGUUCGGCGGCGUCGACCAGCGCAAGAUCUUCAUGUUUGCGGCUCACUACCUCCCGAAGCUCGGCUACGCCAAGCGCGCGCACCUCAUGAACGCCAUGGUGCCGGGCUUGAGCGGAGGCAAGAUGUCGGCGUCGGACCCCAAGUCCAAGAUCGACUUCCUCGACUCGCCCGCCGACGUCAAGGCCAAGAUCAAGGCGGCGGUGUCCGAGCCCGGCGUCGUCGAGGGCAACGGCAUUCUUGCCUUCGUCAAGGCCGUGCUCAUCCCCGCGCAGAUCAUGCGCGACGAGCAGGCACGCGCCAGAGGCGAGGAGCGCUACAUUGGCGAGCUGUCGUUCGCGUCGCCCACCUCGCCCCUCGGCACUGUGUUCACCAUUGCCCGCCCCGAGAAGUUCGGCGGCGACCUCCACUUCUCUUCGUACCAGGAGCUCGAGGACGCGUACGCUGCCGAGAAGCUUCACCCGGGAGACCUCAAGUCUGGCGUGACGGAUGCGCUUAUCCGCCUCCUCGCACCCAUCCGCAAGGUCUACGACUCGUCGCCCGACUGGCAGGAGGUCGACCGUCUCGGCUACCCGUCCAAGGUGUCUGAGGCGGACCGCAUCAAGGCGGAAAAGAAUGCCGCCAAGGCCGCUAAGAAGGCCAAGGGCUCGAACCGCCCCCCGACCGAGGAGGAGCGCGCCGCCCUCCGCCGAGAGAAGGAGGAGAAGAAGGCCAAGGAGCUCGCGGCCAAGAACGCUGCCGCGACCGCCGCCGGUGCCGCUGGCGCUUCGGGCGCCGCGCUCUCCGCUGGGGCCAACGCCCUCGCCCCGACCCCCACUGCUGGACCAAGCGCAGCUGUGCUUAACACGGACAUGCCCAAGCUGAAGCUCCUGUCCAAGGGCAAGGUUAGGGACAUUUACGCGCUGCCGGACGCAGCGGACGCGGACAAGCUGCUGUUCGUGGCGACGGACCGCAUCUCGGCCUUCGACGUGAUCAUGGACAACGGCAUCCCGCACAAGGGCGCGACGCUGACCCAGCUCUCCAUGUUCUGGUUCCACAAGCUGCAGCACAUCAUCCCGCACCACGUGCUGACGCCGUCGCUCGCCGGCCCUGCCCCCGCGUGCCUGCAGGGCGGCACGACGGCGUGGGACGAGUUCCCCGCCAGCUUGGCCGAGUACCGCGCGCAGCUCGAGGGCCGGUCGAUGAUCGUGCGCAAGUGUGAGGUCGUCAAGAUUGAGGCAAUUGUGCGCGGCUACAUUACCGGCUCGGCGUGGAACGAGUACAAGAAGAGCCAGACGGUGCACGGCAUCGCCAUGCCCCCCGGGCUGGUCGAGAGCCAAAAGCUCCCCAAGGCCAUUUUUACGCCCAGCACCAAGGCGGAUCUCGGCGACCACGACGAGAACAUCCACCCUGACAAGGCCAAGGAGAUCUGUGGCGCAGAGGUCGCGGCCGAGAUUGAGCGUGUUGCACUGGAGCUCUACAACACGGCGGCCGAGUACGCACUCGCGCGUGGCCUCAUCCUCGCCGACACCAAGUUUGAGUUCGGCCUGCUCGACACGCCGAACGGCAAGCAGCUGAUCCUCAUCGACGAGGCGCUCACGCCCGACUCGUCGCGCUACUGGUCCGCCGCGGCGUACGUCGAAGGCAAGCCCCAAGACAGCUUCGACAAGCAGUACCUGCGCGACUGGCUGAUCCAGGGCGGGCUCAAGGCGAAGGAGGGCGUCGCGCUGCCGGACGACGUGGUCGCGGAAACCAAGGCCAAGUAUGAGGAGGCGCGGGAUCGCGUGAUGGGCUUGGGCCAGUUCGCGUGAGCCGCGAGCUCGUCAACCCACGCUUGUAGGCCAUACAUAUGCUACAACUGUACAAAUCCA
Cutaneotrichosporon oleaginosum is the source of this 2485-nucleotide messenger RNA. RefSeq lists its product as uncharacterized. Gene Ontology annotation, molecular function: tyrosine-tRNA ligase activity; ATP binding; phosphoribosylaminoimidazolesuccinocarboxamide synthase activity. Gene Ontology annotation, biological process: 'de novo' IMP biosynthetic process; tyrosyl-tRNA aminoacylation. Gene Ontology annotation, cellular component: cytoplasm. The record is from RefSeq and is a predicted model, not a curated record. Lineage: Eukaryota; Fungi; Basidiomycota; Tremellomycetes; Trichosporonales; Trichosporonaceae.